Aricia agestis (brown argus) is the source of this 1395-nucleotide messenger RNA. RefSeq names its product protein arginine methyltransferase NDUFAF7 homolog, mitochondrial. Gene Ontology annotation, molecular function: protein-arginine omega-N symmetric methyltransferase activity. Gene Ontology annotation, biological process: mitochondrial respiratory chain complex I assembly. The coding region runs from base 56 to 1357 and encodes 433 amino acids. The record is from RefSeq and is a predicted model, not a curated record. Gene Ontology annotation, cellular component: mitochondrion. The transcript is spliced from 6 exons. NCBI's taxonomy places the organism in Eukaryota, Metazoa, Arthropoda, Insecta, Lepidoptera, Lycaenidae.
AUUUCGGAUUUCGGAAUUCGAUGAACUCUGAUUAAUUUAGGAUAUUAAAAUUAAAAUGAAUACCUCAUUUCGUACUGUAAACAGACUAUUAUUUAGUAACAUAAUCAAAAGACAGAAGGGCUACAAAGUUGUAAAGAGGCCCGAUCUGAAUAGUUUGAAAAUGCCUACACCAGAAAGUGCGCCCAGUAUUAUGGAGAUUAUUAAAGAGAAACUACGUUUAAAUGGGCCAUUAACAGUAGCAGAAUAUAUGCAUAUAGUAAUUACGAAUCCUACGGAAGGUUACUACAUGAAGAAAGAUGUAAUUAGCCAGUCUGGGGACUUUGUGACUUCCCCUGAAAUAAGUCAAUUGUUUGGUGAGAUCUUGGCCAUUUGGUUUUACGCAGAAACUCAGAAAAUGGGCGCUGGAAAGCCAUUACAAAUAGUUGAACUGGGACCAGGCAAUGGGACACUUCUGAUAGAUAUUCUGAGGGUCCUAAAUCGUCUUCAAUACAAAGCCGAAGACUUGAGUCUUCAUUUAGUGGAGAUAUCAUCGACAAUGCAAAGGAUACAAGCUAACCGUAUAUGUGCAACUCAUAAAGAAACCUCAUUAGAUUUACCCUACAAUUACAUGGGUGAAACUGUGAGUGGGAUUAAAGUUUAUUGGUACAAUGACUUAAAGAAAGUGCCUAAUAAUUUUUCAUGGUAUAUAGCACAUGAGUUUUUUGAUGUUUUACCUAUUCACAAGUUUGAGAAAACUGAGAAAGGGUGGAGAGAGGUACUUAUUGAUUUGGACGAAUCUGGAAAGUUGUACUAUAGGAUUGCAGGGAAUGAAACACAGUCCGUCAGAACUCUAGUCAGGCCCCCAUUGGAUGCCGGUGACAGAACAGAGCUGGAAAUCAGCCCAAGAAGCCUUGGCAUAGCCAGACAGUUGGCUUACAGAGUUGAUCAGGAUGGUGGCUUAGCACUCAUAGCAGAUUAUGGACAUAAUGGUGAAAAAGGAGACACUUUUCGGGCCUUCCAAAAGCAUCAAGUGGUGGACGCAUUGGUAAAUCCAGGGGAAUCAGAUCUUACAGCUGAUGUGGAUUUCAGUCAGUUACGGAUAGCUGCGUCCAUGACUCCAGGGGAAGAGAAUUAUGCUUUGGUUACAGGACCUGUCAAACAGAUGGAGUUCCUCCAAAGACUGCAGGCUGAAGUCAGGUUGCAAGUUCUUCUGGACAAUGCUAAAUCAGAAAAGGAUAAAGAAAAACUGAAAGCUGCAUAUCAAAUGUUGGUAGAUCCAGACAAAAUGGGAGAAAGGUUUAAAUUUAUGGCGUUUUAUCCAUCUGCAAUGGCAGAAAUACUCGAGAAGUUUCCUCCUUUGGGAUUUACAAGUCCAUAAAAAUAGGAAUGUUACUUUUUUAUUGUUAGCAAGAUGAA